This is a messenger RNA of Anneissia japonica, 1734 nucleotides long. Its product is annotated as Krueppel-like factor 5. The coding region runs from base 60 to 1235 and encodes 391 amino acids. NCBI's taxonomy places the organism in Eukaryota, Metazoa, Echinodermata, Crinoidea, Comatulida, Comatulidae. The record is from RefSeq and is a predicted model, not a curated record. Gene Ontology annotation, biological process: regulation of transcription by RNA polymerase II. Gene Ontology annotation, molecular function: DNA-binding transcription factor activity, RNA polymerase II-specific; RNA polymerase II cis-regulatory region sequence-specific DNA binding. The transcript has 3 exons.
CGAUUCUGUACCGUGAAAGACAGUCAAAAUUCUCGGGCUGUUUAUACCCGUCAUUUACAAUGGUAGUAAGAUCCUUACCAAUGGGCGAAGGGAUGUUGAUACCAAACCAACAGGUGAAAGUAGACUAUAUGGCAAUUGACGAUGGGCUUCUGCACCAAUGCAACCCUGAAUGUAAUGUAAUUUUCCCACCUAGUCCGUUUGAGGACGAUGAUACAGAUAUGCAACAGACAAUAUUCGAAUUUGACAAAUACCUUCCUAAGGAAGCACAGUCUUGUACCUCGGAUAGCAUCCAGAUGACGCCACCAAUGAAAGAGAACAGACGUCAGAGUGCGUCAGUUAUCGAUGAGUUAUUUUACGACGAUAGGUUAACGCUGGAUAUUCUUAGCAACUUUAAUAUUCUUCUGAAAGAAGAAGCAAUGGACAUGAAAUCUUCAUGUAGCUAUGGAAAUGCAUGCUCGUAUUCGCAACAAACGAACUCCAAUAUGUCUUGUCAAAACAACAAGACCAAUUUAAACCGAAUUCCAAAUGGAAUCCAGAUUAAACAGGAACCAUUAGAGAACUUUCCACCACAGUGCAAUAUGCCUUCAUCAUUACCUAGUUUCUCUACCAUGCUCUCCAUUCCACGGAUUGCUUCCGUUACAUCAAGCCACAAUGUAAAAGAGGAGUCUUCGAAUAUUCAUGUUCAAAAUCACAAUUCUCACUUCCAGACGCCUAACGCGUACCUAGUGUCUCCGAAUUACGUGAGCAAUAACUCGGCGACUUCUAUGUUUUUCAUGCCUCCAACCCCACCUAGCUCUCUUCCGGGUUCACCAGAGGAAUGUAUGUCAGAGAACCCGUUAAGACCCCCGCCCCCUCCAUACCCAAUUGCUGUAGCUAACAAGAUGUCAACGCAUAGUACACACGGUUGCCACACCAAGUACAACCGCCGAAACAAUCCUGAUUUGGAGAAGAGGCGAGUCCAUUUCUGUUGCUAUGCAGGUUGCACCAAAGUGUACACCAAAAGCUCGCAUCUCAAAGCCCAUCAAAGAAUACACACGGGCGAAAAACCGUACCUAUGCACGUGGCCGCAGUGUCAAUGGAGAUUUGCCCGCUCAGAUGAACUAACUCGUCACUAUCGCAAACACACCGGUGCCAAGCCGUUCAAAUGCAAGGUAUGCGAACGUUGUUUCUCCCGGUCCGACCAUCUCUCACUGCACAUGAAAAGACACCAGGAAAAAGCACAGCAUCGGCGAUGAACCCGCAUCAAGAGUUUUCUAUAGACAAUUGGAAGAGACAAAGUAAAGAUGUAAUUUUGUAGAACAUUUACCUGUCGAUCUUCCAUACGAUGGAUAUGUUGCGUAGCGGAGAACAUGUAUAUUUGUAUAAUUAACCGACAGGAGUCUGUAUAUAUUUUUAGAAAUUAUAGUCACUGCAGAUACUUUCGAAGGUGACAGAGCUUCAAAUUCCUGAUAGAUAUGUUUUGGUUUUUAGACUUGAAAUUCUUAUGUUGCAUUUUACAUGAUGGAUUUUAAUCUAUUAAAUUAUUAAGGUCUUAAAUCAUUAAAAAAAAAAAAAUUUUAAUGGUUUAACCAAUUUAGUUCAACAAACUCUAUGUCACAGAUAUAGGCCAAUUGCGACAAUGUAUAGAAGUUUCGGUGACGUUGCUUCAAAAGGUAUAAGAGCUUUCUUCCGGGGUCAUUACAACCUUUAUGUCUUUAAUCCGUGAAAGGAAGCUAUUUGCCUGCAUUUCCAUAU